GGGUUUGUCAUGCAACCUGUUAGAGCUGUGUUUACUAUCGAGUGUGGAGGAGUCUUACUUUUAACAGUUUGUGUUUUAACAAUCAACCUCGUCUUUACUAGCGCGCCAAACCGUUUAUCUCCGUUGAUGAUACAAUAUCUGUCGGUCUCAAACAAGCAGUUAUUAAGUGCAAGGAACAAUCGCAAUUAGGCAAAGUCUGUUCAGAUAAUUAUGUGGAAAAUAAACUGGGUAUUGGGCCGAAUAAAAGUUUGUAGAAUUCAAAAGACUUUGAUGGUUGACGUCAAUUGAAAAAAAUUGAGUGGUUGGGGAAGUACACAUUCCAAAGUGUGUGCAUACCAUUCUCGUUUUGGUGACAUUGAGUGGCUUGAACUUUUAGUUAAGUGUCCGGUACUGUGGUGUGCAACGGUGGACUCCAAAUAUCGAUUAAAUGGAAUAGAAACAAGUGACGAGAUACAAUGGAGAAACAAGAGAAUGGUCAUGAUAAGGAUCAGAUGCUUGGCAUAACAGCGAGUAAAGACAGUGGUUUGGAAAUUGAGGAUAUUGAAAAAGCAGAUAAUGGAACUUUCGUGUCAAAAGAAGUGGAGGAGGAGGAGGAACCAGAUAAAACAUUUCUAGAUACUAUACGACACAAUAUACACAGGCAUAGGCGAAUAAUUAAACAAGUAUCCUUUGGUCUUAUUCACGUAGUAGUAGGUGUUUACUUUGGAUUUGCUUCAAAUCAUUAUAUUGUGUCGGAGGAUUCAAACAGUUCAGAGAUUGACGAAGAAGGCAGGUGUUGGGGAAAAUGCGGUAUACAAUUUUGCGAUGGAUAUGGAAUGCUUGUGCUUUUAGUGGGUUUUAUCUACUUUGGACUUUUCUACUAUUUUAUCUUUAAACCUUAUGUUGGAAAGCCGCUUUAUAAGCGUCUAGUUCGAUUUUGCAAGGAAAGACUGAGUUUCUUAGGUAACAGCAGGAUAAUAAAACUGAUUCUCGUGCUCCUGGUUUUAGCUGCUUUGGCGAUUUUCUUAUAUUUCGAAACAAAGGACACGCCUGAGAAACUAACAUCCCUAACGGCACCUGUCGUGUUUCUUUUAUGCGGAUAUAUUUUUUCAACAGAUCGACAAGCAAUAAAGUGGCGCCCUGUUAUCCUGGGUCUCAUUGCACAGUUUUUAUUGGGUGUAGUCUGCAUCAGAUGGGAGGUCGGACGCAGUAUAUUCCAAUGCCUUGGAGACAAAGUGGCUACAUUCCUCCAUUUCACAAAUAAUGGAAGCAAAUUCGUUUUCGGAGAUCAAUUGAUCAAUGAUCAAAUUUUUGCAUUUGCCAUUUUGCCUGUUAUCUUCUUCUUCAGCUUCUUCAUAUCCAUUUUGUAUUAUCUGAAAGUAAUGCAAUGGGUUAUCAUGAAGCUGGGUUGGAUUUUGCAAACGAUGCUCGGAACAACAGUGUGCGAAAGUGUUAUUGCAGCGGCAAAUAUAUUUUUGGGGAUGAGUGAAAGUCCGUUGUUAGUUCGUCCUUAUUUGAAACUCCUAACGCACUCAGAGUUGCAUGCGAUUAUGUCGUCUGGAUUUGCCACAGUCUCAGGGACAGUUUUAGCCGCGUAUAUGUCGUUUGGUGCCGAUCCUGCACUUUUAAUUACCUCUAGUGUCAUGGCUGCACCGGGCGCUUUGGCUAUUGCCAAAUUAUACUUCCCAGAGAGCGAGGAAAGCAAAACUAAGUCCAGCAACAUAGAAAUGGCAGCUUCUGAGGAUUCCUCAAUUUUGGAUGCUGCUUCCAAAGGUGCUGCUAAUGCCAUCGAAAUUGUCCUUGGAAUCAUAGCGAAUUUGGUUGCAUUCGUGUCGUUUAUUGCCUUUAUUAAUGCCGUGGUUGCUUGGCUCGCAUACUUGGUGGGUCAAGAGGAUAUCACAUUUGAAUGGAUUUUCGCCAAACUUUUCAUUCCACUUGCUUGGAUGCUUGGAAUUGAGUGGGCCGAUUGUGAUAUAGUUGCAAAAGUUAUUGCAUCGAAAACAAUAAUAAAUGAGUUCGUAGCAUACGAACGGCUGGGACACUAUAAAGAUUUAAAAGCAAUUACACCAAGAAGUGUGGGCAUAACCACAUUCGCUAUAUGCGGUUUCGCUAAUCCUAGCUCCUUGGGAAUCUUGAUAGGAACACUGUCAGCUAUGGCGCCUCAAAGGAGAUCUGUGAUCACUGGAGUGGCCGUUCGCGCUUUUAUCGUUGGUUGCAUCAUUUGCUUUAUGUCAGCCAGUUUUGCAGGUCUUCUUAUUACUGAGGAGAUGCUUGCAGACAUGCAAGGUACUACUACACCAGCGCCUUCUGUUAAUUCUACACAAAGCUUGAUUUAAUUGUGUACAAGUCAUGAAUAAUUAAUUUUAAGGUAUUAAAGAGAAUAUUUAUAUUUAGA
Hermetia illucens (black soldier fly) is the source of this 2374-nucleotide messenger RNA. RefSeq names its product sodium/nucleoside cotransporter 1 (gene CNT2). Gene Ontology annotation, cellular component: membrane. Gene Ontology annotation, biological process: nucleoside transmembrane transport. Bases 456 to 2315 code for a protein of 619 amino acids. Lineage: Eukaryota; Metazoa; Arthropoda; Insecta; Diptera; Stratiomyidae. The record is from RefSeq and is a predicted model, not a curated record. The transcript is spliced from 9 exons. Gene Ontology annotation, molecular function: nucleoside:sodium symporter activity.